Dipodomys ordii (Ord's kangaroo rat) is the source of this 1639-nucleotide messenger RNA. It is a transcript of the gene Krt4, whose product is annotated as keratin 4, type II. Lineage: Eukaryota; Metazoa; Chordata; Mammalia; Rodentia; Heteromyidae. Gene Ontology annotation, biological process: intermediate filament organization; keratinization. Bases 1 to 1587 code for a protein of 528 amino acids. The record is from RefSeq and is a predicted model, not a curated record. The transcript has 9 exons. Gene Ontology annotation, cellular component: keratin filament. Gene Ontology annotation, molecular function: structural constituent of skin epidermis.
AUGAUUGCUAGACAGCAGUAUGUUCGAGGAGGAUCUCGAGGCUUCAGCAGCGGCUCAGCCAUCGUCGGUGGGGGCAAGCGUGUUGCCUUCAGCUCAGCCUCCAUGUCAGGAGGUGCAGGACGCUGUUCCUCUGGGGGUUUUGGCAGCAAAAGCCUGUACAAUCUUGGGGGGAACAGGAGUAUAUCUUGCAGUGUGGCUGGGUCCCGCCAAGGCAUUGGCUUUGGGGGUGCCGGAGGCUUUGGUGCUGGCAGUUUUGGUGUUGGAGGCUUUGGUGCUGGCAGCUUUGGUGGUGGAUUUGGAGGCUCCUUCAAUGGCCGGGGUGGUCCUGGCUUCCCUGUGUGCCCUGCUGGGGGGAUUCAAGAGGUCACCAUCAAUCAGAGCCUGCUGACUCCCCUCCAUGUGGAAAUUGAUCCUGAGAUCCAGAAAGUCCGGACGGCGGAGCGUGAGCAGAUCAAGACCCUCAACAACAAGUUUGCCUCCUUCAUCGACAAGGUGCGGUUCUUAGAGCAACAGAAUAAAGUCCUGGAGACCAAAUGGAGCCUCCUCCAGCAGCAGACGACCACCUCAUCUCCAAGAAACCUGGAUCCGUUCUUUGAGACCUAUAUUAGUGCCUUAAGGAAGCAGCUGGACACCUUGGGCAAUGAAAAAGGGCGCCUACAGUCAGAGCUGAAGAUCAUGCAGGACAGUGUGGAGGACUUCAAGACCAAGUAUGAAGAUGAGAUCAAUAAGCGGACAUCUGCAGAGAAUGACUUUGUGGUUCUCAAGAAGGAUGUUGAUGCGGCCUACAUGACCAAGGUGGAGUUGGAGGCCAAGAUGGAUGGCCUUAAUGAUGAGAUCAGCUUCCUGAGGGUCCUCUAUGAAGCGGAGCUGUCCCAGAUGCAGACACAUGUCUCUGACACCUCUGUGGUCCUCUCCAUGGACAACAAUCGCAACCUAGACCUGGAAAGCAUCAUUGCUGAGGUCCAGGCCCAGUACGAGGAGAUUGCCAAGAGAAGCAAGGCUGAAGCUGAGGCCCUGUAUCAGACCAAGGUCCAGCAGCUCCAGACAUCAGUUGACCUACAUGGUGACAACUUGAAGAGCACUAAGAAUGAGAUCUCAGAGCUCAACCGGAUGAUCCAGAGGCUGAGGACUGAGAUUGAGAAUGUCAAGAAGCAGUGCCAGACUAUCCAGGCAUCCGUGGCUGAUGCAGAGCAGCGCGGGGAGCUGGCUCUCAAAGAUGCCUAUAGCAAGCGCACAGAGCUGGAGGCUGCCUUGCAGAAGGCCAAGGAGGAGAUGGCCCGGAUGCUGCGGGAGUACCAGGCACUUAUGAGUGUCAAGCUGGCUCUGGAUGUGGAGAUAGCUACUUAUAGGAAGCUGCUGGAGGGCGAGGAGUGCAGGAUGUCUGGGGAAUGCCAGAGUGCUGUGAGCAUCUCGGUAGUCGGUGGUAGUGUCAGCGCUGGAAGCAUUGGUGGAGGAUUAGGAAGCUACUCUGGAUUUGGCCUGGGUAGCGGCUUUGGUUCUGGCUCUGGAAGUGGUUAUGGGUUUGGUAGCCAUUCCAGCAGUAAGAUCAUCUCUUCUUCAACCCUGACCAAGAGGUCCCAGCGAUAGAGAAGAUGAGGCGCUGUAGGCCCCUGUGUCCAGCCCAGCCCUGAUGUCGUUG